UAAGCACCCCAUGCGCCUGCCCCGUUUCUUACUUUUCUCUUGGUCUUUUCCCUUGUCUCUCACGACGGACGGACUCCGGUCUAAACCUUUUUAACCCGCCCCAAGUCCCAGGAACCAGGGACAUACUUUACUACAGAUCAUUCCCGUGGAUUUGUACAUAUCUCCCGAGCAUGAUGUCCCAAUGCGUCGUUUCCUUAACAGAAAGCAGAGGCUUUCCCUAAUCACCUUCGCCAUCUUCUACUUCAUCCUCUUUUUCAUCUGUCGCGCCAACUCCGCCCGCGACCCAGGCUCAUAUUUCUUCCAGCCACACGAAGGCUACCGUCCCACAUACAGCCUCACCCGGAUCCAAGAAUCCCUCCAUUACCUCUCGCGCUACAACCAAACAACCAUCACACCCACAGACCCCCAUAACCAGCCAACAACGCAGGAACAUGUAGACCUCUGCGUGGGCAUUGUGACCGUCAAACGGCCCCUCGCCCAAAACAUAGACUCCACCAUCGCCUCCCUCAUCGACAGCCUCAGCCAACACCAGCGCUCCCAAAUCUCCAUCCACCUCCUCUUCGCCCUCACCACGCCGACAGACCACCCAGACUACAACCACCCCUGGGUACACAACACAGUCAACCGCAUCCUAACCUACGAGACGCAAAACAUCUCCUACACCACAUCCUACCUCCGCACCCUAGAAGGAAAUAAAAAAUUUACCCCGGAGAAAUCCCUCAUCGAUUACGCCCUCUCCCUCCGCUCCUGCUACGACACCACCGACGCCCCCUACUUCCUCAUGCUGGAAGACGACGUCGUCGCCCAGCGCAACUGGUUUCCCACCACUACUCAAACCCUCCGCAGCAUCGAGGAGUGGGUCCAUCGCGGCAUCAUAAACCCCGACUGGCUCUACCUCCGUCUCUUCUACACUGAGAAGUUCCUCGGCUGGAACGCCGAGAACUGGAAGGUCUAUCUCCUCUGGAGUCUUGCGGCUGCCGUCGCCGUCGCCGCACUCUGUCUUACUCUGAGAAGGACCGUGCGCCCCGCCCAGGAGAUCCUCUCGAACACCUUUCUGGGGCUUGUUUGUUUCGGCGCUGUGCCGGCGGUCAUCUUAUUGUAUUUUGCCUCUGGGCGGGUGACAGUACAGCGACCCAUGCGGCCCGGGGUGCAUCUGAUGAAUCGGCAUGGGUGUUGUUCGCAGGCGCUGGUUUUUCCUCGGGAGAAAACCCCUGCUAUUCUAGAGUAUAUGAAGAAGAUGGAGGAUGCGACGAAGCCGAAGCCGGUGGAUUCUACGCUGGAACGGCUGGCGAAUGAACAUGGGUUUGAUCGGUUGGCGAUCUCGCCGCCGCAGAUGCAGCAUGUUGGGGCAGCCUCGUAUAAAGAGGACGAGAAGAAAUGGCGGAAGGGGGAGUACUCGGUUCGCGGCGCGCAUGGGGUUUGGAGUAUGGAGUUUGAGAAGGCGUAUUCUGAGUAUGAGGCGGUGCCGUAUGGUGGACAUAUGGUUGAUACUUAUUGGCCGCAGUAACGAUGCUGGAGAUGAGGAACGGGUUUGACGAUUGUGUUUGAGAUGGGAAGCUCCUCGAGCUUUUAUGUGGAUAUAUAUGCUUAUGAGAGGGCAUUAUGUCAAUGAGGUUUUAUGAUUGUACAUAGUUAUGAAUUACAUGCUUGCAUCCUUU
Molecule: messenger RNA, 1658 nt
Organism: Aspergillus pseudotamarii
Lineage: Eukaryota; Fungi; Ascomycota; Eurotiomycetes; Eurotiales; Aspergillaceae
Exons: 1
Coding region: 182-1507 (441 amino acids)
Biological process (GO): GPI anchor biosynthetic process
Cellular component (GO): Golgi membrane
Molecular function (GO): glycosyltransferase activity
Source: RefSeq, a predicted model, not a curated record